Molecule: messenger RNA, 927 nt
Organism: Plasmodium knowlesi strain H
Lineage: Eukaryota; Apicomplexa; Aconoidasida; Haemosporida; Plasmodiidae
Product: 50S ribosomal protein L22, apicoplast, putative
Exons: 1
Coding region: 1-927 (308 amino acids)
Biological process (GO): translation; ribosome assembly
Cellular component (GO): large ribosomal subunit; ribosome
Molecular function (GO): structural constituent of ribosome
Source: RefSeq, a predicted model, not a curated record
AUGGGCUACCUAAUCAGAAUAGCCAUCGCGUUUAUUCUCCUAAUGAUAAAUGAUAAGGCGCCAUUUGUGAGAAGUUUUUUUACCGCAAGCGGUGGUGGAGAAAUAACCCAGAGGGGGGGAAGGAAAAGAAGAAACGACUUCUACCACUUAUCGAAACGGAAGAAAGGCGCAAGGGAGGCGCUUCUAAAUAAUGUUGCAGGAACACAGGGAGGGAGUCAGUUGAGCGGCCCGCCCGUAAUAGAUGGGGUAGACAAAGUGGAGAACGCAAGUUGUAGUGAUGAUCAUGGUGAUGAUCACCGUGAUGAUGGUACAGGUAUGCAGGGUGAGGAGACGGGUGGAAGAUACGCAAGUGGACUGGACCUGUUCCAGAAUGAUUGUCUACAGUUGAAGCAGUGGUACCUAGGACAGGAGGUGCGGGAAAAGUGGAAGGAGAAGCACGUGGAAAAUGUACGAAGCAAUUACGAGAAAGUUCUACUAAACAACAAGUACAACGAAUUGUUUAACAUGUAUAGAAAUAUAAAAAAGAAUAACGUGGAAAAUUAUAAAAAGAGAGUUAAAACUAACAGAAUCAAUCCAGUCAUCUAUGUAAAAAAAAGGCUAGUCUCCGCAACAGCAAAGUAUAUUAAAAUGUCUUUUAUGAAAACGAGGAAAAUUCUUUGGAAAAUCAGAUACAUGCCCAUAAUAAAGGCUUUCGCAUUUCUGUAUUACUACGGCACAAACAAAUAUACAGUGAAUAUUUACAAGUGCAUAAAAUCGUGCCUCUUUAACGCUAUUAAUAAAUAUGGGCGGAAUAAUAUUAAGCCCGUUUUUCACACGCUACAGGCUAAUAUGGGUGGAUAUACCAAGAAGAUUAACAUUCGUGCAAAGGGGAAAACGGAUAUCAUACGCGAGCCGCACACGCACAUUCGGGUGGUUCUCGAGGUGUAA